UUGUGGCAUUGCUCUCAUGUUUAAUGGCCUUUCUUAUUAAAUUGCAGAUUGUGGUGCUGAGGAGCUUAGUAUUGGUAAUAGGUUUCCAAAACUUGAAAAUCAGGUUGAAGCCAUGCGAGAUUUAGUUAGCGGUCCUGCUUCUUCUGUACGUCGGGCAUGUGUGCCUGGAUUGCCUGCUUCACAGCCAGCUCCCUCCCCACCUCACAAUGCAUACUGUGAUGCACCUUCUGAUUGGUUUACUUUGGAUGUUCCAACUAGUGAUUCGCCUAUAAGCAAUCUAAAGCAUAUAGAUUACAGAGACUCUCAAAAUACAAGACAAGUUGAUCCUGAAGUUUUAUGCUGUGUGGAAAAUGUUAAAAAUUUCAUUGGAAUGUCUGAUCAUAAAGACAGUUUUCCAGUGCAAAAUUCGGCAUAUCAUGACCGAUCAGAAAGUGCAUUAUUCAGGUCAAAUCAUUUGUCACAGUCCAACCAUAUGUGGCACUCAGAAUCGCAUUCUCAAAGUCAAAGAGCAACAUUUCGAUCGAAUGUUCAGCCGCCAAGAAAUACUUCUUUAUGGCGCCAUAGAACGUCUGUGCCUUCAUCUCAGAGUCACGAUGGUGCUGUCUGGCGUGGCGCUUCGCCAUCUUCUAUUCCUACACAACAUCAACAAGUAUUUACUCAAUCUUCCAAUUAUCCUCAAGAGGUUUUUGGGUCAAACCCUCAGUCCUAUUCUGAAUCUUUGCCUAACCCAGAAAUGUUUGCUGCUUCAUCUCGCUCAUCUGAGAGUAGUGAAAGAGAUCUACAUCCAUUGAACAACCUGCUGUUAUUUGGAGAUGUGCAAAAAAGAUUUUAUUCCAACCAAUCCCAAACUUUCCAAAGCCUUUUGUCUCCUUCAAAUUUGAAGGAACUAGAUGCAAGGCGUAAGGAAUCUCCGAUUCACAAGUCUGCUAAUGACAGUGACACGGACAUCGACUUCAUAGAAGCAGUCCCUGUGACAAGGGAGCCCGAGAUCAUAACUUUGAAUGAUGACAGCGUCUAUGAAGUUGAUGCUCAGAGUUCUGCAGAAGACGGAGAACUUUCCCCAAAACUGACUCCUCCUCCAGCACCUGUGCCAAGCUUGAACUGCGCGUAUAGCAAAGAAUCAACAACAUUAAAGGAAAAAUUGAGUCAGUCGAAGUUUCUUAUUGAGGUUAAAAAGAACUCGAAUGAAACUGGCAAGUCCUUGUCUUCAUUAGAACGGAAAAAUAGAAGCAAGAAGGUUAAGAGACGCAAGAGGUCUACAUCUCAGGAUGAUUUUCAUCUUAGAAAGAAAAGAAACUCUUCUGGGCUAAGCAGGAAACGGAAAAGAUCUAAACUUGAUAGUUCCCUCCAGCUGGUACAAUCGCUUGAAAAAAUGCCACAUCCUGGCACUCUAGCUGAGCUUCUGCUUAAAAAUCAUCCUAAGCAUUUUGUUGAAAAAGUCAUUGUGAAACCAUCCACCAAGGGCUGCUUAUCCACGAGCAAUACAGAUUCUGAUGAUGACUGUAUGACGAGUGCCGAGCGAGAGGAAGAAGAACUUUUGCUACGAAAAAUUGCCCUUGAAUCUGUUGUACACUCACUGGAUAAAGAUGGUGUCAAGAAGUCCAAAAUCUUAACUUCAACACUAGAAAAUCGCACGGUAGGGGACCAACAUGCUUCACAGAAUUCCGAGGAGACAACUCUAGUAAUGUCGGAUACAAAUGAAAACCCCGUGGAUAUGGAUAUAUGUGACUCAGAUGCUGAAGAGGAGAGUAACUUGGAAGCGAGAAAUGAGAAGGAAAACUUUUCAUUUCCUGUUGAAUUGGCAUACAUGAUGCCUCCCCCAGCCGCUGCUCACCAGACCAACGACUUGAACAGUUUCAAGAACUUCAGCUAUGAACAAAACCUUUGCAAACAGGCUAUGGAAUUGUCCGUUCAAGGAUACAAUUUCGAAGCUUAUCGAGCCCUUGGAGCCACUACGCAGGGCAUAAUUUCAGAUGAAAAUUAUCCGUAUUCUUCUGCUGUGUUCACCAGUGGAUGGUCAGAGAAGCUUGCCUCUUCGUUUUCAGGUCAGGAAGGCACUGAACCGGCGCUUGUUUCCUCGCAGACGUCAGUUGAUGCAGAUGAUAUUUCGAAGAGUAUGCCAGCAAAUUAUGCGCAUAUGCUGUCGCUAGCAAAUGCCCGCAAUAGAGAAGUAUUCAUGGAUGCUGUAACGAAGCCGACCAAGUCAAACACAAGUAAUCUGAUUCAUAUCAAACUGGACAAAAAUAAAAUUCCUAUGAAUGUUCAAAGGAAAAGAAGUAGAAGGUCAAAAAAAGGAGCGUUGCUGCCAAGACCAUUGAGAGACGCCAAACAUGAUGCUUCUUCAUCCACAACGGUUGCGCAUAAAUUGCCAAGUGGUUCUGAAGAGGACGAGAUUUUGUUAAGAAAUCAAUUACUCCAUGCAAUGCUUAUCAAGCAGCCUUUAUUCGAUGAAUCUGCCAGGACUAUCCCAGCCAGAGAUUUGGCUCAUGACGCUCCAAUAAUGUCUUGCGAGGACCAAAUCGAUCAGUCUCAGGCUACAAUAUUAAAUGCAGAAGCUAAUUCCAAGCCCGACUUUUCAUUGAGAAAUAACGUGGUCGAAACCAAGAAUGUAUUCAAGUACCCUAAACCGAUCAUCAUCAACCUGGACAGUGAGUCAGACUCAGAUUCUUCUGAUUCAACCAUGACUGCAGUUACUGGCGGUCGCCUGCGCAGGUCUGGAAUUUCUUCACCUAAUUUCAGUGAGGAACGAGCUGAAUUUUCGCAAGAAAGCUCAAAUCGCGGUCAAGAACGAGCCCAAACUACCGCAAAUGCCAGUAUUCCCGUGUCUCCUGAUAAUUUAUAUCCCGAGGCUAUUCAGCAUUUAAGCAGAUCUUCUCAAGUCGAGUACCGCCGCAUGAAGCUUCGGCUACAAGAAAUUGCCAAGGCCAAAAAGCUGAAGCUUAGCCGGCAAUUAAGAACUAAAGUAAAGCUAAAUGAGCAAGGCCCAUCUUCCACAGCUUCGGAUGCCUCCAUUGACGGCAUUCAGGCUGAUACAGCGAAUUGCCGCGGCGCAAGUGCUGAUCCUCCUGUUCUUGCUAAUGAGGAACUACAACCUGAGCUAGUGAACACGGUACCCCUACAGACGUCAGAAACAAUGGACAUGCGUGUAGGAGAAAGCCGAAGUGACGCGAGCCACUCGGUGAGACCUAGAGUUACCUAUGAUGACCUCUUCAAAGACACCGAUAUUGACGAGAGACAAAGCUUCCAACCAGGAUACUCGCAAAUUCCAACAUGCAACGUAGCUGCAGUGGAAACUGAGAGUGAAGAAGACUUGCGUAAUAUAUUACUGGCCAACCGUGCCCGAAAUGGCCAUCAAAAACAACUCGAUGAGCAUUAUUUCUCCGAGGAUCUCCGACUAGUGAUCGGUAAAGGUCCUACGUAUAAUUUCGGUCCAACUGCUGUUAGUAACCAGACGGAAUCGUAUGGAACCAGUUUAUAUUCUGAUGAUGAUGCGAUGCAAUCAAUUGCUGAUAAAGUUACAAAUUAUUUGAAGGAAGUAAGAAAUUCAACUAAUAAUUUGAACAAUCUUUGCCCAGCUGAGAAUGAAAUUGCUGCCAAUUAUAGCUCAGCUUCAGAGUCUUCAUCUCGCAAUUCUGAUAGCAGUGACACUGAUUCUACACAUGCCAGCGAUUCGAGCUCCGCCGAUUCUGAUUCUGAAAAAGAACAGGAAAAUGCAGUGGCUGAUGAAAACUCUACAGGCUCUCUACAGCUUGCCUGUGAGCCUCCUCAGGCUCCGCAGUUCUUACCCGAUGGUUCAUUUUCCACAAGUUCGUUAGAAUCGCGGGAGGGUGUGCCAUCUAACUGCCAUCUGCAUCCAUUACCGAAUACUUGCUCCGAUGAACAAGGAUUGACUGAAAAUCCACAGAAAACUGAAAACAAUCUAUUUAAUCUAAUUUUCGACCCAAUAAAAAGCGUAGAAGUUCAAGAUAAGUCGUGUGAUGAAUGUGAUGAGGCGGCCAUAACUCAUGUCUUGAAACUUCCAACGACAUCGCCUGAACCGAAGCCUGAUCACAACCGUUCUUUGCUAGAAACCUCAGCUCAGUUCAGCAAACCCGUAAUCUCUGAACCUGAAAUUGUCCUUUCAUGUACAGCGAUCAAUGAAAAUAAAACCUCAAAUGGAGAAUUUAAUCAAAUUUGCACAACCAAUGCAGGCUUUAAACAAUCUAUUAUCCACAUUGAAACGAGCAAAAGCCAACCUGAUGGCAAUGAAUCCCAUAAUAAAGAGGUGCCGAAUUCGGAUGCUGAGCAGACCAUGUGCAUCAAAUCAGCGACGACAAAUGACGGAGAAGAGGUUCCCAAUCAUAUUGGAUGUGACGUUGCGAUAGAAAAUGUUUCAUGUGUGGAAAUGGUUCACUCGGAGCAAUGUGUUCCUGACACUAUAAAGCCAAUUCUAACUUCUAAUAGUUUCGAAUCUACUAAAGUAAAUUUUGAAGAUGCGACAGCUGCUGGAAAUGCUCAGCAUGCUCCUUUUGCCGUCGAGUCAGACACUACGAGUAUACCAUUGAAGGCUGGAGUGGACGGGCCACGCCCAUUGCCUGCCACAGCUCCUACUGAAGUGGCCCCCAAAGGCGGGUCUCCGGGGUGUGGGUGCUCAGCAGUUGAAGAGGAGCGCCGUGUGGGGAGGCUCAAGACGCUGGGCAAUUACGAGCAGCUCAUCUCUAAACGAAGCUGCAAUCUGGAGAGUCUGGAGGCGGAGGUACGGCAGCAAGCGGCCGCCGUGAGCAGCGUCGACCAGGAACGCCAGGCGCUGCGCCGCUCCCUGGACGCCCUCAGGGCACAACUGGCGACCGCAGAGUCUCACUACAGGGCGAAGUCGAGCCAGCACUACCGCGCCUGCCAACGCCUGACGUCCCUCAAAACUCGGGCAGCCGCCGACACCUUGACGUUGCAGCGCCUGCGUCACACUGCACAACAGCUUGGAAAAGAAAUUUGGGGAUCCGAUUAUCGCUUGGGUGCUGGUAGCGGCAGUGAGGCGUCCUCGGGCUCCCCAGCGAUCAAACGACUGGCCAGCGGCGUGGCUGGCGGCGUGGCUGGCGGCCCGUCUAAGCGGCACAAAACAUGGACGCGUUCAGCGGACGGCCAUUCCAAUGUGACAAGUAUUAGUGCAAAAUCAACAAUAUCUGUAGGGUCUUCAAAAGCCAACGUUCUUCGUACGACAGGUGUGAGGGUUGACAAGAGCAAGAUGAUGCCCGUCAAACCUAGAGUGCGAUCGUCAAAUUUCAAGCUGGACAAUCGACCUUGUGCCAAUCCUCAAAGGAGCCCUGCAAGCAACGAUACUCAUACGGUAUUAGCCCCUAUUUCUUCUGCUAAAGAAGCUGCUCCUAAACUUCAAUUGCUUAAUGAGAGUGAGCUCCGAAACCGGCUACUGGUGAAGAUGAAACAAAACGCAACCCGGAAGACGGCUCCCUUGGCGCAAUGUGAUGAUUCUGAUUCUGUCUGCCCGUACGAUUUAUUAGGCACUUGCAAUGAUGAAAAUUGUUCUCUAAGGCAUUUAUCCCCAUCAGAGAACAACAAAAUACAAGGUAAUGUAGCUUUGCUUUCAUGUUCAAAAGGAAUAAUUGUUCGUUCGGAGAAAGAAAUUGCAGAAGGUCUCAAGUCAGACGAGUCGAUGUUGAAAGAAACUAUAUACCCGAAUUCUGCGUGUGUCGAAAACGCCCAUGACAACGAGUCUAACAAACAAAUUGAAUUUGUUUCUUCCUCUCGUGAGAACCCUGUUGAAGCAGUACCAUCUGCUCUGACUAAUGAUGAAUCUGAUGACUCGAGCCUAGAUUCUGACUCCUCAAGUUCUGAUUCUGAAAGCGAAUCUGAGACAUCUAGUGAUUCUGAUUCAGAAGCGUCGUCUGUAGUAGCAGUAGGUGGAACACUUGCCCACAGUGGUGAAGGUGAAGAUCCUCCUAGUAAGGUUCUUGGUGGGGAUAGUGAAGAGGAUCGUGUCGAUUUUGAGACUACUUUGAUUGUUAGCAAAAAAAAUGACGGUGAUGCGUCAUCCUCAGCAGCAGGAGUAUGUUGUUCACCACAGGGUAGCGCUGAUGAGGUCGGUGGUGAUGACAUGAGUGCCUGUAAAAAGACCUCGUACAAAACUGAGAACAUUAAUAGCGACGUUGUGGGCAGAAUAAUCAAUGCAACCAAAGUUAAGAAAUAUAUUAUAUCUUCAGAGUGCACUGAUUAUGAAUCAGUGGCUAUUAGUCAGGAGCACUUGAGUCAAUCUCUGGAGCAUCUGGCGAGUUGUCCUGUCCAACAGGUGAGUAGUGCGGAGGUUAGGAGGAAUCUUGCCAGCCAACAGGUGAGUAGCGCUAGGUGUGCCAAGCAGAAAAAGUGUUGUGGUGCUGGUAGCCUGGCAGCUGGAGACAUGAGUUCCCAGGUGGAUGAUGAAGAUGAAGCAAUAAGUGCUUGUGGAAAGAUAGCGGCACAUGAGAACUGUAGUGGUGUGGAUGAAAUGGUGAGUGGUGGUGUUGGAAAGGAGAGUGGUGUUGUUGGAGAGGAGAGUGGUGGUGUUGGAGAGGAGAGCGGAGUGGAUGAAGUGGCGAGUGAUGUAGAUGAACAGGCGUGUGGUGUAGAUGAACAGGCGUGUGGUGUAGAUGAACAGGCGUGUGGUGUAGAUGAACAGGCGUGUGGUGUAGAUGAACAGGCGUGUGGUGUUGAUGAGCAAGCGAGUGAUGCAGAUGAAGUGAUGGAUGAUGCCAGGGCUUGAAUGAACUGAGAAGCCCAUGUAUCCUGGAGUGUGAUGUUACGGAGGAAAUUGAUAUGGUGAUGGUGUUAAUUGAAGAGGGUGGUAAAUAAUGAGCAAAAAAAUCUGGAUCAUCAUCUUUUGUGUACUGUGUGUACAAAGGAUGAUGGCUAGAAAAACUUCAUACGUUUGAUGGAUGGGCCGUGAUCGAGCGUUGUAAAUUGAUCCAUCAGUAGGAAAUUCAAGCAAGAUGCGUUAAAAUCAGCAUGUUCUCACAGCAAUAAUUCAAAGGCAAGUGUACUGGUGUAAGUGUGCGGUUUAUGUUUGAAACGUUGUGUGUUGGUGUCCGUCGAGCCUUCAGUGGCUGGUCAACCUUGGCACGCAUGUUUUUAGUGACUUGUUUGCGUUACUGUAAAUUACGCCUUCACAACAACUGGAUAUGCUCGAGUCGCAUGGGAGUUUUACAAACUUUUUUCCGCUUUCUUUGUACUGAUUUAUGUUCUCAGAUGAAUUUGUCAUGUGUUACGGUAAAAUGUGGUAUUAGUAAUUAGUUCCUGAACUUAACGAGGUAUCCUACCUACUGAUUGAUGUAGAGCUUCUUGCAUAUCACUGGUAAUCCGUACCCGCAUUGUAGCUCAGUGCAACUAACUUCCCAUAGCGUGGGCUACGGAGUGGGGGUGCUUGUUUCUUGAACCCGUUUACCUCCAACAAGCAUUUCAGAUGUUAGAUACCUGUCUUAGUUGCCUAUUAUUUCCCAUUAACGUAGUGAUGAACAAUGCGCACAAAACGUUCCUCCUUCCCCAGUGCAGCUAUAAAUUCUUUCACUUCGGUGCACAACGUAAACGCUGUUCGAAAUGACAAUAUCAGAUGUGAAAUCAAGGCUAAAUAAGAACGUAGCUUCUGCAAACUUAAUAUCUGCUUUGUUUUUUUUUUUUCUUCCUGUGUACUUUCGGUUCUCAAUAUCUAUUUGUGUUUGCUCUACUAUAACUCAUACGUUUUCACUUCCACUUGGUUUGUUUAUACAAUAAUGUGUUAUUUGUAUAGCAUCUAGUCUUGUUAUCAGUUAAUCAGAAGAACCUUUAAUAUGCGUGAGAUAUUUGGUUCGUGUUUCGCUGUUCGGAUCUUAUUCACCCAUAAUUAUUUCUAAUCUAAAGGUGGAACAUUAGAGCACCAGCUAUAUUUAGUUAAUGAAUUCAGCCAAAGUAUUCCUGGCUUCUGCAUUUUUAUACAUCGAGAUUUUUUGUAGCUAUUUCUAAAUGCGUUUGAUUUCACAUUUAUUCCAUUGAUGUUUACCGUUUGGCUAAUGAAUUAAGUGCUUGCGUUGAAAACUGAUUUGCCGUUUUGUUGCCGGAGGUUUUGGAGUUUAGUGUGGUGAAAAUGACAUAGACGAUUUGUUGUGCCAUGGCCAGUGUUGUACAGUUAAUAGGCAUGCUUGAAUGUAUAUAGCAUCAGAACGCCGCAACCUUAUGCUUUUGUUCUGACCGUCCUUCUUUCUUUAGAAGAAAAUAAAUUUUUACCCUUUGAUCAUAUAUAUAUUCUAGUAGAUUACAAUUACUUUUCAAUUUAAAGCGUUAUCGAUGGUAUGAAUCCAUGCAAGACUGCCUCAAAGCACAUCAUUUCUGACUUUCUGAUCUUUGGUCUCCUGCUUUGAGUCAGUACGCUUACAUUGCGUAGUAGGCAUGGCUGCGUUUUCUCAUGAACAUUCUCGCUCCCUAUUUUUCGUGGUCAUGUUCUUAUUGGCUUUACGCGCCUUUUACAUUUACUAUUUCUCGGUCCUCAUUUUUUCACAAAUUUUAAUGAAUUUGCAUCAGCGUCUAAUGACGUCUCAGGUUGUUUCCUUUCAACCGUUAUGAACUCGUUCGUUGAACUGGUCACUUCUGCAUCCAGCGUUCAAAUAACUUGCCAUACCUCGCCCAAUUUGCCAGUGUAUCAAGAGCAGCUUGAUAUUCAGGGAAGCCAUCUUUUGUUGGCCAUUAUAAGGGAAAGUUUUUCCCUAUGUAUAAUUUUUCUCUUGCGGAAAACCUCACUAAUGAUUUAAUAUUAUGUUGUACAUGAUUUUUGUCGAGUUGCUCAACAGGAAGCUCCUGUAAUCCUGGAAGUGAACAUUCAUUCAAAUUAUGAGGCUGGAGGCGACCUGUGUGAUGGUGAUGUGUGAGCUGAUCAAGAGAGUGAUGGUGGUGGCUCUGAUGACGGCUCGGGGAGCUCAGUUGAGAAGACAAUCUUGCCACGGCGCGUCUGACCUGACCAUGGAGCUCUUGUGAGCCUGUCCCUGAGAGCCUCACAAGUGGCGCUGCUCACGCCUCUCGUCGCAGUGCUGGCCGUCUGGUGAGGAUUGUGAGUGACGGCUUCCUCAUACUUAUUUCUCUUGAGUCAGCUCCCCUGUUUGUCCGUAUCAUUGUAUUCCUGAAUUUGCUCAUCAUUUAGAUUGUGCUACGCCACCACUUCUUGAUUAGCUCAUCCACACACCAUACUGACCAGGCCUAAUAUUACUCUCAAUUCCUUCUAAAUUCCUUAAUAAAUUUUACGAAUAUGUUAAUACGAGCUCAGUUCCUCCGCCUCGACUAAAUUCAUUCAAAUUGAUGAAAUCUUCAUGCAAUCAAUCAUGAGGUUUUCGACAGAUUUAUUUUAUUUUCAAUUUUCAAAUUUUUGGAUCGCACGGCUAAAACACGUUUUGUUGUGUAAUUUAAGACUGUAGAAUUAAUUCUGUAACUUGUAGAUUGUAUAAUAAAAUAUAUUUUUCAU
Hyalella azteca is the source of this 9448-nucleotide messenger RNA. RefSeq lists its product as uncharacterized. The transcript has 7 exons. The record is from RefSeq and is a predicted model, not a curated record. Lineage: Eukaryota; Metazoa; Arthropoda; Malacostraca; Amphipoda; Hyalellidae. The coding region runs from base 113 to 6730 and encodes 2205 amino acids.